Saccharomycopsis crataegensis is the source of this 1926-nucleotide messenger RNA. RefSeq names its product chitinase (gene CTS1). The transcript has a single exon. Gene Ontology annotation, biological process: carbohydrate metabolic process. NCBI's taxonomy places the organism in Eukaryota, Fungi, Ascomycota, Saccharomycetes, Ascoideales, Saccharomycopsidaceae. The coding region runs from base 1 to 1926 and encodes 641 amino acids. Gene Ontology annotation, molecular function: chitinase activity. The record is from RefSeq and is a predicted model, not a curated record. Gene Ontology annotation, cellular component: extracellular region.
AUGACUAUUCAACAAAUCACUUUGUUGUUCAUACUCUCCUUUUCAUGCUUUAUAACCCAGGCAUCUGCAGUAUUCGAUGCUACCGGUAACUCCAACCUCGUUAUGUAUUGGGGUCAGGCUUCAGCUGGUAGUCAAGAAAGACUUGGAUACUACUGUGAAGAGGGCAAAGCUGAUAUGAUCGUUCUCUCUUUUAUGACGGCAUUCCCUGGAACUAAUGAUAUUCCUUCUUUGAAUUUUGCUAGUGCUUGUGUUGGCACAGAGUACGACAAUGGUUUAUUACAUUGUUCAGAAAUUGCUGAGGAUAUUAAAACCUGCCAAAGUAGCGGUGUUAAGAUUCUUUUGUCCUUGGGUGGUGCUUCGGGGGCUUAUGGCUUUACCACCGGCAGUGAAGCAACUGAGUUUGCCGAUAGUUUGUGGAAUUUGUUUCUUGAAGGAGAUAGCGAUACCAAACCAUUUGAUGAUGCCAUCAUUGAUGGUUUUGACCUUGAUAUCGAAGACAACAAUUCUGAAGGCUAUACUGCGCUUGUGACUGAAUUGAGAAGCAAGUUUUCUAAGGGUACUAAAGAUUAUUAUAUUUCUGCAGCUCCACAAUGUCCAAACCCAGAUGAGUCUUUAAACAACGUCAUGACAAGUGCCGAAAUUGACUUUGCUUUCAUUCAAUUCUACAACAAUUAUUGUCAACUUGGCGGUUCUUAUUUCAACUAUGACACUUGGGAGGAAUGGGCCAAAAGCAGUGCUUACAAUAAGGAUAUAAAAUUGUAUCUUGGUGUUCCUGGUUCUUACUCCGCUGCAAGUUCUGGUUAUACUGAUAUUAGCACCUUGAAAUCUGCUAUCGAAUCUGUUUCAUGCUCAUCAAACUUUGGUGGUGUUAGUGUAUGGGAUGCCAGUCAAGCAGAUGCCAAUGAAGUUAGUGGCGGUACUUGGGCGGCUUAUGUGAGAGAUGUUCUUGACAAUGAUAUCUGUGCAUCUGGUGUAAAUAGUUCGAUCCCUCUGACUUCUUCUUCUUCUGCUUCUGCCUCUUUUUCGACUACCUUAAGCACUAUAAUGUUUAGCUCCUCUGCCUCAUCUCUGUUUGUCACUACCAUCACCCCAACUGUCAUUAGCUCUUCUGUCAUUACCACUACUAUUGAACCAAUCUCUUCCAGUGCUAAAUUACUUUCAACUACAACUGUUAACCCUGCUGCUUACUCAUCUUUGAACGCCCCUGAUUCUCUCUCCACCUCUUAUUCUACUUAUUACUCCACAUCCACCUCUUACUCUACCUUUACCUCUACAUUCACUUCUACCUCCGUCUCUACUACCUAUGUUGCUUAUUCACCAUCCUCGAAUGCCUCUAUCCCUACUCCAACUUCCAUGGCUUUUGAUGUUGCAGUUUUUGCAAAUUCAACUGCCUCUAAAUCCACAGCUAACAUCACCUCUUACUCAACCUCUUAUUCUACACAUUACUCUACUCUCACCUCUUACUCUACCUCUACCUCUACCUUUAUCUCUACCUCUAUCUCCACUACCUAUAUUGCUUCUUCCACUGAAGUGGACACCGAAACUUCUUCAUCUUCAAGUUCUCCUGCUUCUAGCACCACAACCUCCUCUACCUCGUCUUCCACAGCUUCUUCUACUAUUAACUCCUCUACAUCGUCUUCCACUGCUUCAGCUGAAGCUCGAGACUGUUCAAGUCUUUCUGGAUUGGAAAGAGCGAAAUGUAUGAAUGCAUUAUAUAAAUUGGAUUCAUAUUAUCUUCGUGAUGCCCAAGAGUGCACUGAUGGUGCUAUUAUUUGCCGUGCUAGUGGAGAGCUUGCCAUUUGUGAUAACGGUACCUACGUUUCCAUUGAAUGUCCUUCCGGAACCACCUGUUAUGCUUCCAAUGAUGGUGAUUACGUGAUAGUUACUUGUAACUUCUCUUCUUACAAAUCUGCCUUCUUGUACUGA